ACCGUACAUGUACAGUUGUUGUCCACCUGGUCAUGGUAGCCACCGACAUUGCCCAUCAUCACACGUGUUGUGUUUAUGAUCCUUGUCUGUUGUUGUGUUUAUGAUCCUUGUCUGGUGUUGUGCUUGUUGUGCUGUGAAGGAGACGGUGGCAUGCGGUUGUGGCAAGAUGAGCGAUAGUGUGCUGUGCACUACGCACGGUAGAGGGAAGUGCAUCGACCGCGCUACCUGCUUUCACACAGUCGACGUGUUUGAGCCUGGAACGACUCCAAUGUGUCCCGUCUUGAACAAGGAGGCGAGGAUCCCCAAUGGAGGACUGUCCUUCUGGAAGAGAUGGACUCAGGACCCUUCAAACCUUGUCCUGCGCCGAGAACCGACUCCAUCAGGCUCAGCGUGUGUGGGCACUGGCGGUGCAGCCAUCAGUUUACUUUACAUGUCACCGGAGGAAUACGUGUCGGCCAAGUACUGCAACCUGAACAACGCUGAUAAGCUGGUGACACUUACCGACUUGACUGAUCUCGGAAACAAGAUGGCGGAGUACUUGACUCUUGCGGAACGAAAGAAACUGGCCAAGCAGCUGGUAAUGGCAGCCGGUGAGUUUGUCAACAACUUUGAGAGCAUCAUGACCACUUACAUCAAGGAGAACCGACACGGCCUAGCGGAUACCGACAAAGUGGCCGGUCAGCUCUUCUACAUCGUCCACAAGAAGGAGAUCAGCUGCAAGGAGCUUCUGUGCAUCUUGGCAGCGUUCACUCAGGAGGAAGUCGUCGCGAGAGUAGCACAGAUUAAUGAGCGUGCACGGUUCAUUGACGGUUGAGCUCACGAUCCGGUCGUUCCUAGCCGGCAAGGCGUCCGACAAAACCUGAUGUUCCGCGUAGGUUUGCCGUGUGUGGCCGUGGUGGCCAAUGCCUAUCUGCGCUUGCUCAAAGUAGUGUGCAGGCUGCACUUUGAACAUCGACAAUAGUGAAACGGAAUCAUGCCCUGCAUCAGGUUUGUCAUUCAUUUCUUUGUUCUGCAUGUUCUGAUUUGGUUGAUAAUGGAUGCCAAGUGAAUUGAAUGACCGUUUUUCUAGAUAUUUUUCAUCUUUUUUUGCACCGUCUCCCGCCGCUUUUUGAAAUUAAAAAUUAUCCUCUUGAAAAUUCUUUGCAUAAACUACACAUAAUUAUUAUGCAGCGUAGCACUUUUAGUUUCCUUCAUACAACUUUAGUGGGUUUCCCACACCAGUUUUGCAUAUUUGUUUGAUUUAUCAUUUCCCCAAAUUUUUCUUUAGAUUUAGCAGUGCUUGAGAAGUAGCAAUGUAUCACAACUACAUACAUUGACACACACACACACACACACACACACACACACACACACACACACGCACACACACACACACGCACACACACACGCACGCACACACACAUACACACACACACACACAUCCACACACACACAUGCCGAUGUGCACACAUGCGCUGACACACACAUGCAUACAUGUACAUGCAAAUACUUCCGGCAAGACGCACAGACGCCUCGUCUGUGCAUGCAUAUCAAGGACAGGUUUUGAUCAAACCGCUGUCCAUGCACUGCUUCGCCAGUGUCGCUGCGUCUCCCACAAGCAAUGUGAAUAUUCUUGAACUGGAGUCCCACCUUGUUCCACUCUUGAUAUUUUUCCUUUAUUUGGAGUGUGCCCCCCCCCCCCCCCUACUUCCUCACCCGGAAGUUGCAAUUCAGCGUCUGCUUCCUGUGCUCGUAUUUUGCCGUUUUUUCAAGUUUUUCGCCUUCUCCGGUAUUUUGCAGUUUAUUGAUUAUGUGCAAUCAUUAUAGCAUUCAUUGUAUUCAAGCCGGACCCCGGCACUGCACAACCACAGCAGUCGGCCGGUCUGACUCGAUUUUCAAAAGACUAAGUACACGCUCCUCUCAGUUAGGGCAGUCAUGUGACAUGCUCCAGGAAGUAAAGUUUUGAAUAGAACC
Sycon ciliatum is the source of this 1953-nucleotide messenger RNA. RefSeq lists its product as uncharacterized. The transcript has 6 exons. Lineage: Eukaryota; Metazoa; Porifera; Calcarea; Leucosolenida; Sycettidae. The record is from RefSeq and is a predicted model, not a curated record. Bases 101 to 814 code for a protein of 237 amino acids.